AUGCAGACACUGUGCGCAGGCAGCCACCACAUUCCGCACACGCACCUCGCACCCCCACCACCUCGCCGCUGGCCCUCAGCCCCGCCGCCGGCGCUCAUGCUGGCCGCCCGCGCCUUGGCCAAGGUCGCCGCCGGGCCGCUCGCCCCGCGGCUGUGGGGUCCCGGCCGCCGGCCCUGGCCGCGGAGCCUGGGAUCAUCCACCGUCGUGCGCGACUUGCGCGAAUUCCUGGACCUGCAGACGUUCAAAGAGGGCGAGGAGAGGGUCGUGGGGUCCGAGUGGAAGGCAUCCCAGCUGCGGCUCAAGUCGUGGGAGGAUCUGCACAAGCUGUGGUUCGUGCUGCUGAAGGAGAGGAACAUGCUGCGGUCGGAGCAGCUGGCGGCCCGGGCGGCGUCGCGGCCGAUGGCCUCGCCCAGGAGGAUCUCCAAGGUGAGGAGGUCGAUGAACAGGAUCAAGCAGGUGCUGAGCGAGAGGGCGCGCGCGGUGGGGGAGCCGGCGGAGCGGCGGCGAAUGCUGGACAUGAUCAACGCGGUCUGA
This is a messenger RNA of Ostreobium quekettii, 534 nucleotides long. NCBI's taxonomy places the organism in Eukaryota, Viridiplantae, Chlorophyta, Ulvophyceae, Bryopsidales, Ostreobiaceae. The record is from the annotation of a GenBank genome assembly.